UUUUUUCCCGACUUGCUUAUCGUAUACAGUAGCAUUUUCCGACCAGUGUUUUUCUUCACCAAAUCCACCUCUCUAGUGCUUACCCGCAGUGAUUCCCGCACCAGUCGUCUCCUAUACGAACGAGAUCGCCGUGAACUGGAUGCUGUGCUUGUGUUGCGUUGCGUGGGCGAUUUAUUUAGCUGCUCUCAUCUCAGCUGCUUUUUCAGAUUACAAACAGUGGGAUGCUCAGAGGUGAAACCAACGAAUUUGUAGCCGAUUCAGAGAGUUCACAACCAGCAGUAGAAGCGUACGUAGAAUUUUCACAUCGCCGUGUGGAGUAAGGAAAACCAGCGAAAAGUCGUAGUUUAGCUCACGUCGCGUAGUCGGAAAAUUCCUCGCACGCGCUUGCGACGUUGGAUCGUGGUGAAAGAAGAUUGAUUUAUUUCGUAACAGCAGUAGAAAGCGAUAAUUGAGUGCGCAAGUUCUGGAAUAGGAAAAAUUAGCUAGCAGUCGCAGUUUCCUUUUUGGUAGUUCAAUGGAAGAAAAUUCACUGAAAGAAUUGGUUCCGAUUAAUCGGACUGUGGGCCGGAAUUUUAGCAAGCUAUCCUUGGUACAUCGCGUUUACUUUGCUUGCAAAGAUGGAUUCGCUAAGCUGCUGUUGGCCACGCUUAAGGAUAUCAGCUGUGAAAAUGAUCGGAAAGCUAUCGUUGAGCAGGAAAUCUGCGAAGAUGACCGGCAAAUCUACACCCCGCUGAUCGUUGCUGCAAUGAAUGGUCACUACGAUGUGGUUCAUAUCCUGCUGACCCAGCUGCAGCCGAAUCUGGAGAAGGAAGGCUGUGUUAAGUUCGAUGGGCACCUGAUCGAGGGAGCCACCGCGUUAUGGGUAGCUGCCGGUGCCGGUCACAUGAACAUCAUUAAACUGCUGGUGGAACAUGGGGCGGAUGUUAAUCAUCACACCAGCAAACUAUCAACUCCGGUUCGAGCUGCCUGUUUCGAUGGACGGCUGGACAUUAUCCGCUACUUGGUGGAUCAUAAUGCAAAUAUUAACUUUGCCAAUGCAUACAAUAAUACUUGUUUGAUGAUUGCUUCCUACAAAGGACACGUUGAGGUGGUGGUAUAUCUGUUGGAAAACGACGCACUGCCAAAUGAACAGGCCAAUUGUGGAGCGACUGCGUUGCACUAUGCAGCCGAGUGUGGCCACGUGGAUGUUUGUAGCACUCUGCUAGACUAUGGAGCUGUUUUCAAACGGAACGAAUAUGGAAUGACGCCUGUGAUUUGUGCAGCGGAGCGAACCAGGGAACCGGUAGUAGAAUUGUUCGUAAAUAGACCGGAGCUUCUGUCUCGGGAGGAAAAGAUUGAUGCUUUAGAACUGAUUGGAGCUUCCUUUGCUAAUGACAAAGACAAUUACAGUUUGGUUAAAGCAUUUCACUACCUCACUUUAGCGAUGGAGUUGAGAUUCGAGGACAGCGACUGCAUCCUACGUAAACCGAUUCUACCACCCGUCCCAGCCUACGAGCAUUGGAUUGAAUGUCAAACGAUGCAAGAUUUGCAGGCAAUUCGUUACAAUCACAAUUCAUUACACAUGGAGUCACUCGCCAUCCGGGAGCGCAUCCUUGGUCGGCACUGUCCGGAAGUGGCCCACUCGAUUGUGUUUCGCGGAGCGGUUUGUGCAGAUAACGGUCGCUUCGACCGAUGCGAAAGUCUUUGGUUGCACGCUAUGCAUCUCAGGCAGCACAAUGCUUUCUCCAUUCAGCGGGAUCUGCUCCGGUUUGCUCAACUUUUUUCCCAGAUGCUCUCUAUCAACGUUGUGCUGAGAUUUUCCAAUGUGGUUGAUGUGUUGACUGCCUGCGUUGCAGAGCUGGCUAUAAACCAGCUGAAACUGGCCAAUCCUGGUCCGAAAGAUUUGGUGGAGGUGAUAGCAGAGGAGUACGAACUGAAUAUUGUGACGGUGUUAUACUUGAUCACAAUCAUCACCAAGCUGCUGAAACUGAACAAUAUUGAUAUCACGGAGGAUAACUUGAAGGACGUGUAUCGGUUAGUUUAUAAACUGAACCAGAUGUCGGUACGGUUGAGAGACGAUCAAUCAUUGCUGCACUUGUCUGUGAAUGGAGUCACACCGGUCGACGAUUUCCACACGGAUGAUAUUUGCCGAUUUCCGUGUGUUGACACCGUCAAGCUGCUGUUGAGGUGUGGUGCUUCUGCAACUGUAGUUGAUGUCGAUCGGAAUACUCCGCUACACACGUUGUGCUUAACGCUGCAAACUGCUAUCACUCGAAUGGCUGAUAGUGAUGUAAAAGAAGUUGUCAAAGAUUUAACCGAACUUUUCAUCGACGCCGGUUUACACCUUGAUGCGGUCAACAACGACGGUCUUAGGGCGUCUCAAGUUUCCGUUCUAAACUCAGUGAGAACGUUCAUCAAGAGCUAUGAGACACGUUACCUCAACCUACAGUGUCUAGCUGCUCGCUGCGUAGCACUGCACCGUAUACCCUACAAGGACGUGGUUCCCCGCACGCUGGAGAAAUUUGUGCAGUUGCACUGUUCGGAAAAGUUCUAAUGAUUCGGGUUACAAACUUAACCGCCAUGAUAGCAAUCCUGGUUCUAUGGCAUACACGAUGCUGACUAACACUUUAUAGGCUCUGGAAAAGUACUAUAAAACCUGAAUUGUUACAUGAAAACUGCUGUGAAAGUCUUCCAAUGCAAGCAAUCAAUGUGGUGACAGCGAAACCGAAGUGGUGAUGAUGAGAUUAUUUUCUCUGCAAUUUUUGCUGUGGUUACUCUUUACUUGAUCUACAAAUAAAUUAAAUCAAAUUAAUUGUAA
This is a messenger RNA of Topomyia yanbarensis, 2797 nucleotides long. It is a transcript of the gene Fem-1, whose product is annotated as protein fem-1 homolog B. Lineage: Eukaryota; Metazoa; Arthropoda; Insecta; Diptera; Culicidae. The transcript is spliced from 6 exons. Gene Ontology annotation, molecular function: protein binding. The coding region runs from base 515 to 2533 and encodes 672 amino acids. The record is from RefSeq and is a predicted model, not a curated record.